Messenger RNA from Dioszegia hungarica, 2301 nucleotides. Its product is annotated as sulfate transporter family-domain-containing protein. Gene Ontology annotation, cellular component: membrane. The record is from RefSeq and is a predicted model, not a curated record. Gene Ontology annotation, molecular function: sulfate transmembrane transporter activity. The transcript has 4 exons. Lineage: Eukaryota; Fungi; Basidiomycota; Tremellomycetes; Tremellales; Bulleribasidiaceae. Gene Ontology annotation, biological process: transmembrane transport. Bases 1 to 2301 code for a protein of 766 amino acids.
AUGACCAGUGUCAUCAAGCGCCGCCUGAGGAAGAUUGUAGGGAUAGAUGAGAAUGCUCCGCCCGUAGUCAGCGUGUCAGACUGGAUAUCCCAGAAUGAGCGUGGAGUCUUGCCCGCUGUUACCGCCUAUGUGCGCUCGCUUUUCCCUUUCAUCGAAUGGCUACCGAGGUAUAACCUUACCUGGCUGGUAUCGGAUCUCGUUGCCGGUAUCACAGUGGGCAUGGUCCUCGUCCCCCAAUCCCUCUCUUACGCCGUCCUAGCCAACCUUCCCUCGGAAUACGGUCUCUACGCCUCCUUCAUCGGUGUCUUGACCUACGCCUUCUUUGCCACUUCCAAGGACGUCUCCAUCGGCCCCGUCGCCGUCAUGUCCCUUCAGACCGGUAUCGUGGUCAACUCGGUGGUGGACAAGCUCGGCGACAAGUACACCAAGCCCCAGAUCGCAGUCUGCCUCGCGUUCAUCUGCGGCUUCAUCGUCCUCGCCAUCGGUUUGCUCCGUGUGGGCUGGAUUGUCGAGUUCAUCCCGCAGCCGGCGGUGUCCGGUUUCAUGACCGGCAGUGCCAUCAACAUCGCUGCUGGUCAGGUGCCGGCCAUGCUGGGCCUGGCUAAGAGGUUGAACACGAGGGCACCAACAUACGAUGUAAUCAUCAACACGCUUAGGAACCUGCCCAACUGCACACUUGACGCUGGAUUCGGUAUACCCGCAUUGGUUACGCUCUACGGCAUCAAGUGGGGUAUGCAGUGGCUGGGCAACAAGUACCCACGCUACUCGCGAGCCACCUUCUUUGCUGGCACGUUCCGCCACGCAUUCGUCAUCAUCAUCUUCACCAUCAUCUCGUGGCGGGUCAAUUCGGGUUACGCUACCCCUCGGAUCGCUCUCGUCGGGAUGGUCCCCUCAGGUCUUCGCGCUAUUGGCCAGCCACGUAUCACCUCUGAGCUUAUCGGAGCCAUGGGUGGUGAUCUCCCCGUAUCCACCAUCAUCCUCCUGCUCGAGCACAUCUCUAUCGCGAAGUCAUUCGGCCGUCUCAACGGGUACAAGAUCAACCCCAACCAAGAGCUCAUCGCUAUCGGUGUCAACAACACCCUCGGCUCCCUCUUUGGCGCAUACCCCUCCACCGGCUCCUUCUCGCGGUCGGCGCUCAAGUCAAAGUCGGGCGUGCGGACCCCUGCAGCGGGUAUCGCCACCGGUGUAGUCGUCAUCAUCGCCCUCUACGCCGUCGCCCCUGCCUUCUACUUUAUCCCCAACGCGGCCCUUUCCGCACUCAUCAUCCACGCCGUCGCCGACCUUGUCGCAUCCCCCAAACAAUCCUUUGCCUUCUGGCGCGUCUCCCCCCUCGAGUACAUCAUCUUUGUCGGUGCCGUGCUCUGGUCCAUCUUCUACUCCAUCGAGUCCGGUAUCUACUGGUCUCUCGCCACCUCGGUCGUCCUCCUCCUCGUCCGGCUCGCUCGGCCCAAGGGUCACUUCCUCGGUCGGGUCCGCAUCCAGCCCGAGAACCCAGAGUACGGCGGACCGCGUGAUGUCUACGUCUCGCUCGAGGGGGACAAAGGGGCUAUCAUGGAUGUCAACGUCGAGCCCCCACCCCCGGGAGUCAUCAUCUACCGGUUCGAGGAGUCUUUCCUCUACCCCAACGCCUCGUACAUCAACGACCGGAUCGUCGAGUACGUCAAAGCGCAUACUCGGCGCGGAAAGGACUACUCCCAGAUCAGCGCGGGCGACCGGCCAUGGAACGACCCCGGACCAAAGAACGGGGAUGAGGCCGAGCAGGAGGUACAGCGUACACGCCCUCUUGCUCGUGCAGUCAUCCUUGACUUUACUGCGGUAGCCAACAUUGACACCACCGGUGUUCAAAACCUCAUCGAUACCAAGAAGGAGGUGGAGAAGUGGGCGGACAGGCGGGUAGAUUUCCACUUUUGCGGUAUCCUCUCGCCGUGGACGAGGCGGGCGCUGGUAGCUGGUGGCUUCGGCCAAGGCAAGAGACGGGACGGGACCAACCUGGAGAUCGCUCCUGUAGUCAAGCACGGAGGCGAUGUUUCGUCGCCACAAACCAACAUGCGGGACCGGUCAUACGAAGCCUCCGGCUCAAACACCCCUGUCAACGACGAGGACAGCGAGUCGUACAAGCAGGAGAAGAAGAGUCAGGAUAGCAGCGAGACGGAUCUGGAGGCGGGUCGAGGCGUGGAGGCGACGGCAGGCUCGGGCAGGAACUCGCAGCACACCGUGCCGCUCAUCUUGGAUGCGUGCCCCAUGUUCCACAUAGAUCUUAGUGAUGCCUUGGCGUCAAUAGAUUUGUCAAGACAUACGUAG